Molecule: messenger RNA, 4107 nt
Organism: Trypanosoma theileri
Lineage: Eukaryota; Euglenozoa; Kinetoplastea; Trypanosomatida; Trypanosomatidae
Exons: 1
Coding region: 1-4107 (1368 amino acids)
Source: RefSeq, a predicted model, not a curated record
AUGGCUCAGGCGCCUAAUAUUCACAUGACAUUAAGGCGCAGUCGUGUAAGUGACGCUCUUGGCAUCUCACGACUCACACGACUGGGAAGUGUUAGACCAUGUAUUCCACCAACUACACUGUUUCCAUGGAAAACGGAAGCUGAAUUUGCCUGUUUAAUUGAACGAUCUGUUAUUUGUAUUACGGCGAUAUCUACGAUUACUGGAAAAGUAGCAGGAUUUAUUUGUUUAGAUGAUGUACCGCAAUUUUCUUCUAUUCCAUCGGAUUCAUGGGAACAAACAUUACAAUGUGGUGAUCGUAAGAGUUAUAAUGAUAGCCAUAGUAGUAAUAGUAGUGGUAAUAGUAAUAGUGAUAAUAAGGAUGAGAUUCAAAUUUCAACCUAUAAUACACUUUGGGUAAAAUCUGUUCUUGCCCCACCUUCCAGUGCAUUUCAGGUGGGAGUUCCUAAUCCAGAUGAUGAUGCGGAGAUUGAAAUGGAGAGAAAGUUACUUUUAUUUAUGUAUAAAGAGGAAGAUGUUUUACAGGAAUUAUUAGCUACAGCACUUAAUAAUUCUCCAUCUACGAAGCAUAUUUUAAUAGCUUUUCCAUCUGAUUGUUCUUAUCCACAAUUGGAGAGUUUUGGAAGGGAUUCUAUUCCUAUUACAAAUUGUUUAUUUAAAGGAUCUGCAUUACAUAUAAUAUCAUCAAAUGUAUUACCCCAAUUAAAUCUACGUUUGGGUAUUAUGGAAGAUUAUGAUGAUUUUGUUCCAGAAUUACUAGAAGGUAAUGGUCUUAUUACAGCUUUACCAGAUGAAUUCUAUCUAGAUGAAAUAUUAAAAGAUCAAGACCCUUUUCAUAAGGUUAUUAUAGCUGAAGAUGCUAUAACUCACCGUACGGUUGGUCUUAUGUGUUUAGAAGCAACUAUAGAAAAUCAACAAAUGGUAUUACGACAAUAUGCAACUGAGACUUUUGGUAAAUUUCGUCCUGUUUGGAAUAAUAAAAGAAGUGGAAAAGGUGUAAAUAUAUCAGAUACACCAAAUAUAGUAAAAAUUUACUUUUUUCAAAUGGAUCCUGAUUAUGCAUUAUGUGCUAUGCAAUUCAUACCAUUUAUUUUUCAACACUUUCCUUAUGUGGAAUUUGCAAUGAUUCAACUUCCCUAUGCGAUGGAAGAACCACCCUUUUUAAGACAGUUUGAAAAUGUUCCUUUACGAAAAUAUCAACCACGUAAUGCGAAAGGAGAUUUGAUACCUCCACCUGAGGGAUUAUGGAUUACAAGCCGAUAUACUUUAGAUUCUGUAAAGGUAGAAACAGUAAGUAAAACAGAAGAUGUGGAACGUAUUUCUUCCUUUCUUGAAGAACCAUUAAGUGAUUUUUCUCAACCUCAUAUCGCAGCUUUAUUAGAAGAUAUCUCUAUUGUAAGUAAUGUGGAUGGAGAGAAUAUAUCAGAAAAAGAUCCGGAAACAUUAAAAGCAUCGGCCUAUGCCCUUACUUCACGUACUCGUUAUGGGAAUGAUAGAAAUACUGUUCAUCUUGUUGGUGUGGCAUCUGUGAGACGAACUACAGUGGAUGAAAUGUAUUCUCUACGUGCUAAUUAUGAUCUUGAUGUUUUUGUAAAUUAUUACACAGAGAAACCACGAGAUUACAGUGCAACCGAUAUUACGCUAACCCCUGAAGAAGGAAGACGAAAAUUUUAUCGAUCGGAAAUGCCUGGUAUUUUAAUUCGUAGUUUCUAUGUAAAGGCGGUUUACCGUUGUCAUGUUCAAUUCUUUGUUCGUGAACUUUUACGAUAUACUGGAUGUGAAGUGGCACUUGUGUUGGGCGACAGUCAUGCCUCUCCAUUUGUGCCGCUAUUACGCCAAAUGUCAGCUGCUCCACCUCGACGAGUGCAGGAGAAAUUAAGACGUGUGAGUAUCACAAAUGGUAAUUCCAAUACGAGUAGUUAUGAUGUAUUUGAUGGAAAAGAUGUAGCGGCACUUGGUUGUCUUUUCUUGGUCACCCGUCGUUUACUUGGGGAUCGUAAGAAACUCAUUCAUACACGUGUGAUUGUCGUUGGGGCUGGAUCUACCGCAUUGGGAUUUAUUUACCGUCUUCUCUCUGUGCCGUAUGCGUGCUUUACCAACAUUGUGCUCAUCUCCACUGAUGGUAUUCCAUCCCACCCCAAUCAACAGCCGCACUUGUGGGCGGAAGAUCGAAUGGAAAUGUUGGAAAGAGAACAUAUGGGACUUGUGGUGGGAACUCCUAUUCGUGUGGUGCAGGGAUCUGUUGUGGAUGUGGAUCCAUCGCUGCGGUUUGUGAGUGUAGAUGAUGGCACGUAUGAACCCUACGAUUAUGUUAUUCUCACUACAGGUAGACAAUAUGUGGUUUCUCCUUCUAUUUGUCGAAUGCAACAACCAUCAUUACAGCAAUCACGUGGAUUCUCCGCAUUAGGAACCCUUGCACUCUCUGGAGAAUGUGCAGUGGAGAGACUACGACAACACUUACAUGAAUUGGAUCGUAAUCCACAAAAUAUAAGUAAUAUUAUUGUUUAUGGAUCUGGAAUAGAUGCUUUUGCCGUUGCGACAUCUAUUGUUAAUCUUGGAUUUUCACCACAACGUAUUGUUGUAGUGAGUCCUGAGGUAACAAAUCCUUUUCUUGAUAAGGAUGCUUUUGAUUGUAUAGAAAAAAUGUGGAAUUCACUUGGUACGAAUACAUUACGUGGUUAUCAUGUUACUCGCAUGGAAUACGAUGAUGAUGGGACUGCACUGACAACUGUGGUCAUUUCACCCGUACCAUCCCCUACGGAUGAUCACAGCAGUAACAAUAAUAACAGUAACAACAACAAUAAUAAUAAUAAUAAUAACAAUAAUAAUGUUGGUGGUGGUGGUGGUGGUGUUUCAAAUUCUGUUGAAUUAAGUUGCAGCCUUAUUGUAUGUUGUGAAGACAAGGAUAUUGAUAGUCAUGUACUUUCUACACUUAAUAGACGAUCUAUUGUAUUUGAUGGUCGAGUUAUUGUAGAAGCCAAUUACCGUACAACCGAUAAACGUGUAUACGCUGCUGGACCAGUGGCAAUGUUUACACGUCGUUAUGGUACAACACCGAGCUUUGAUGAUUUCAACGCACGUGAUGUUGGUAUGAGUUUAGCAGAAGUUAUGCUUGGAGUUCUUGGCUUUGAAGAGUUUAUUGAUCCCAAUCUUGAGGAAUUGGAUGACAAGGAUGAUAAAAUGCUUGCUGCUCAGAAUCUAUACACGAAAGUAUUAGAAGAGAAUGGAAGUCGAGGUCCAGAUCUACGAUCUACACAUAGCACUUUACCACCAAAUGAAUAUAAUGCUCGCGGUGUAGAGGCAUUACGACAGAAAUUGCCGGUGUAUAAAUCUCCUCUUGUGAGUCGUAUUCGUCUUCCUGGGGAUUACACUUUCUUUUGUUGUCGAUGUGUGGCCUUUGAUCCAAGUCAAUGUCUGCGAUUGUGUUAUUCCAGUAUUGUGGAUAAUAAACCAAUUGUGACAAGUCAAAUGGAACUUAAUCCCAUUCCUUUAUCCACAACAGAAGGAGAAAACGUUCAUUUACCAGAACAGGACCUUUUUGUUAUUUAUGUAAAUGAACAAACCCAUUAUAUUGAUGCCGUUGUGUAUUUUGGUAAUAGUCAACCGGAAAUUCAUCACUAUAUAUGUCUUGUUGGUAUGCCACAAUCUUUAUUGAAUCUUUUAUACCGUUAUAAUGAGGCACGUGUACAAAAUGAAAGUGAAAAGGAAAGUAAUGAAAAUCAAAAUACAACUUCUUCUUCAUCAUCAUCAAAAUCUUCUUCUUCAGGUCUUAAUCUUAUGAAAUAUCUUCGAACACCAAAAUUACAAUUUAUAUUCUACGAUCGUUUUAUUCGGUUUUACCGGGAAUUACGUGAUAGAAUGCGUACUAAUGAGGAAGUGGUAAAAAUGAAAGCUCGUGCACUACGUGAUAUGAAACAACAAACUUCUAUGAGUGAAGAAAAUCGUAAAAUUUAUUUAGAAGAACUAACAGCGCAAAAGAAUGCUUUUACACGUCAAGUUCAGUAUGAGUUUAUCAAAUUCCUUCAUGAGAGUAAAGACUAUUUACCACAGUCUCUCUAUCUACCGGACAUUAGUUCCCAUGUAAAACGUAACACAGCAACUUCAGCCUAA